Molecule: messenger RNA, 8846 nt
Organism: Chelonia mydas (Green sea turtle)
Lineage: Eukaryota; Metazoa; Chordata; Testudines; Cheloniidae
Gene: MYO18A
Product: myosin XVIIIA
Exons: 49
Coding region: 194-8707 (2837 amino acids)
Biological process (GO): DNA metabolic process
Cellular component (GO): myosin complex
Molecular function (GO): ATP binding; cytoskeletal motor activity; DNA binding
Source: RefSeq, a predicted model, not a curated record
CUCGGCCGCGCGCCGCGAGCUCCGGCGGCCGGUGAGUGCGGGCGGCGGCGCCGGGCGCGGAGGCCGGAAGACGCGGCGCCAGCAGCAGACCCAGCAGAAAGGCAGCAGGAUCCGGAGCUGUAGAGCGGCUGCUGCGAGCCCUCAGCGGCCUUCUGCCCUUUGGAGCGCGGGUGCCUCCCGCGAGCCUUCCAGCAUGUUCAACUUGAAGAAAAAGGACAAAGACAAAGAUGGGUCGAGGAAGGACAAGAAGGAAAAGAAGGAGAAAAAGGAGCGGAUGUCGGCUGCCGAGCUCAAGAGCCUGGAGGAGAUGAGCCUGCGCAGGGGCUUCUUCAACCUCAGCCGCACCUCCAAGAGAGAGUCCAAGACCCGGCUGGAGAUCUCCAACCCCAUUCCCAUCAAGGUGGCCAGCGGCUCAGACCUGCACCUCACGGACAUAGACUCAGACAGCAACCGGGGCAGCGUGAUCCUGGACUCGGGCCAUCUGAGCACAGCCAGCUCCAGCGAUGACCUCAAGGUGGAUGACACCAACUUCAAGGGCUCAGUCCUGCAGCGGGCGGCCAAGUUCGGCUCCCUGGCCAAGCAGAACUCCCAAAUGAUUGUCAAGAGGUUCUCCUUCUCUCAGAAGAGCCGGGACGAGAGUGCCUCGGAGACCUCCACGCCCUCCGAGCACUCUGCAGCCCCUUCCCCCCAGGUGGAGGUGCGCAUGCUGGAGACUCAGCUCAGCAAGCAGGGAGCACCCAUGGGCCACCUGAGGGCCCCCUCAUCAUCGGCGCUGCGAGCGAGGGUGCCUGAGGUGGUCAGCAAGAGGUUUCCUGCUGAACUGAGGCUGCCCGUGGUGGUGCCGCCCCAGCCCCCCGUUCCCCGGGAACUGGAGCUGCAGCGGCGUAACACCGGUGACUUUGGAUUCUCUCUGCGUCGCACGACCAUGCUGGACCGGGCCCCUGACGGGCAGGUGUACAGACGGGUGGUGCACUUUGCGGAGCCUGGUGCUGGCACCAAGGACCUGGCACUGGGGUUGGUGCCGGGGGACCGGCUGGUGGAAAUCAACGGCCGGAAUGUGGAGAACAAAUCUCGAGACGAGAUAGUGGAGAUGAUCCGGCAGUCAGGGGAGACUGUGCGGCUGAAAGUGCAGCCCAUCCUGGAGCUGAGCGAGCUGAGCCGCUGCUGGCUGAGGAGCAGCGAGGGGCUGCGCAGAGCGGCCUUCGAUGUUAAGGAUGAGGACAAACUUUUAUCUGUGAAAAGAACUGGGAAAGAGGAUGGGGCAUCAGAAAAUCCAAAUGCAGGGGAAGACGAGCCACCCGCUCCCCGAAGCCCAGAGCCUCCAGAGAGAGUGAAGAGCCCAGAGCCUCUGCUCAACGGCGAUAACCAGCCUCCCUCCCACACACCUGCCCAGACCAUGAACGGCCUGGAAGGAUCCAGGCCUGGCUCGUUGGCCCAGCCUGAGCCGCUGGGAGAGGAGAGCCAGGGCCUGUCCAGGAAGAGAGUGGUGAGGGUGGUGCGGAAGGUGGUGCGCAAAGUCCUGCCUGGCGAGGCCUCUGGCAGCACCAAGGAGCUGGGGAGGGACGUGAAGUCUCCUGAGCCAGCUUCGCCAGCCAAGAAGGAAGAGAAGGUGCCACCAAGGCUGGUGUCUCCACCUCCAUUGCCUGCGUCCUCCCCAAAGCCGGAGCCCAAGGAGACUGGCCCAAAGGACGAGAUCUCGGUGGGUCUGAGAAGCCUGAUGUCCCGAGGCAAAACCAAACAGCACAGGCCUCGCCUCAGGCCAGCGGAGAAGCAGGAGGAGGAGAAACCUCCUGAGCCGAAGACACCCCCAGUGGGGAAGGAACCCGAGAAGCCUGGCUCCCCAUCUCCUGUGGAGGAGGAAGGGCCAGUAGCCACCCCUGACCCCAAAGCAAAACAAGAGCAGAUGGUGCAACCCUCAGGAACCAAAGUGGAGCCUACACAAGUGGCACCUCAGAAAGCAGCUGCUCCGGGGCAAGCCAAGAAACCCCAGCCAGCGGAGAAGCAGCUGCCUCCCCCUGGAGCCGCAGAGGGAUCCCCCCAGCAGGCUGUAGCCGGCCCCAGUGCCCAGCUGACCCCAGUGGAGGAAGCUCACAGAAGGCUGGAGAGGAUCUUCAUGGCUUCUCUGGAGCCUGUGGCCUCCCCGUCAGCACAGAGUCAGGUACUGUACCCCUGCCCACAGGAGCUCUCAGCUUCCACCGGUGACCUUCCACCGUCGUCUGUCUGCCUCUGGGCUGGUGUCUGUGCACGCGCCUCAUGCUGGAGUGGACAGGUGGACGAUGCCCCAGCAGCCAUGUUUGGCCCAGCCUCCACUGCGUCCCUGCCUCAGGCGAAGACGGAGGAGCAGAUCGCGGCUGAGGAGGCCUGGUAUGAGACGGACAAGGUGUGGCUGGUCCACAAGGAUGGCUUCUCCUUGGCGAGCCAGCUGCGGGCAGAUGAAGCGAGCCUCCUGCCCGAAGGGAAGGUGAAGGUGAAACUGGACCACGAUGGGGCCGUGCUGGACGUGGACGAGGAUGACGUGGAGAAGGCGAACCCGCCCUCCUGUGACCGGGUGGAGGACCUGGCGAACCUCGUCUAUCUCAACGAAUCCAGCGUGCUGCACACAGUGCGCCAGCGCUACGGCGGUAACCUGAUCCACACCUACGCGGGGCCCACCACGCUGGUCGUCAACCCGCUCAGCUCCCCCUCCAUGUACUCGGAGAAGGUGAUGCACAUGUUCAAAGGGUGCCGCAGGGAAGACAUGUCUCCGCACAUCUACGCCGUGGCCCAGGCCGCCUACCGCACCAUGCUGAUGAGCCGCCAGGACCAGUCGGUCGUCCUGCUGGGGAGCAGCGGCAGCGGCAAGACUGUAUGCUGCCAGCACCUGAUCCAGUACCUGGCCACCACAGCCGGCAGCACGGGGAAGGUCUUCUCAGUGGAGAAGUGGCAGGCGCUCUACACCAUCCUGGAGGCUUUUGGCAAUAGCAGCACCAGUAUGAAUGGCAACGCCACUCGCUUCUCCCAGAUCGUCUCGCUGGACUUCGAUCAGGCUGGCCAGGUGGCCUCAGCCUCCAUACAGACCAUGCUGCUGGAGAAGCUCAGGGUCACCAAGCGGCCGGCCAACGAGGCCACCUUCAAUGUCUUCUACUACCUCCUGGCUGGCAUGGACAACGCCCUCAGAACCGAGCUUCACUUCAGCCACUUAGCAGAGACCAACGUGUUUGGGAUUGUGCCACUGUCCAAGCCGGAAGAAAAGCAGAAGGCAGCCCAGCAGUUCAGCAAGUUGCAGGCUGCCAUGAAAGCGGUGGGCAUCUCCAGCGAUGAGCAGAAGGCGUUCUGGCUCGUCCUGGGGGCCAUUUAUCAUCUGGGGGCCGCAGGAGCCACCAAAGACACCGAUGAAGCUGGGAGGAAGCAGUUUGCUCGGCACGAGUGGGCCCAGAAGGCUGCUUACCUGCUGGGCUGCAGCCUGGAGGAGCUGUCUUCAUCUAUCUUCAAGCACCAGCCCAAAGGGAGCCUGCAGCGAUCCACGUCCUUCCGCCAGGGGCCCGAGGAAGCUGGCUUGGGAGAUGGCUCAGGCUCCAGGCUGACAGCUCUGGACUGCUUGGAAGGCCUGGCCUCUGGCUUGUAUUCAGAGCUCUUCACGCUGCUCAUCUCGCUGCUGAACAGGGCGCUAAAGUCCAGCCAGCACUCGCUGUGCUCCAUGAUGCUUGUGGACACCCCAGGCUUCCAGAACCCCGAGCUGACAAACCAGAGCCGCGGGGCCAGCUUUGAGGAGCUCUGCCACAACUACGCCCAGGAGCGGCUGCAGACGCUGUUCCACGAGCGCACCUUCUCUCAAGAGCUGGAGAGAUACAAGGAGGAAAACAUAGAGCUUGCAUUAGAUGACCUAGAGCCCAGUACAUCUGGCUCUGUAGCUGCUGUAGACCAAGCCUCACACCAAGCACUGGUGCGUUCCUUGGCCCGCACGGAUGAGGCCCGUGGGCUCCUGUGGCUGCUGGAGGAGGAGGCUUUGCAGCCUGCAGGGAAUGAGGACACGCUGCUGGAACGGCUCUUCGCCUACUACGGGCCCCAGGAGGGAGAUAAGAAAGGUCACAGCCCGUUACUGCGCAGCGACAAGCCCCGCCACUUCUUCCUGGGUCACAGCUACGGCACCAACUGGGUGGAGUACGACGUCACAGGCUGGCUGCAUUAUGUCCGGCAGAACCCAGCCUCUCAGCACGCCGCAGCUGUCCUGCAGGACUCUCAGAAGAAAAUCAUCAGCAGCCUGUUUAUGGGCCGGGCAGGUGCGGCCAUGGUGCUGUCGGGGUCCAUCGCCGGCUUGGAAGGCGGGUCUCAGCUGGCCCUGCGCAGGGCUACCAGCAUGCGCAAGACCUUCACCACGGGGGCGGCAGCGGUGAAGAAGAAGUCGCUAUGCAUUCAGAUCAAGCUGCAAGUGGAUGCUCUGGUUGACACCAUCAAGAAGUCGAAGGUCCACUUUGUGCACUGCCUCCUGCCCAAAGCGGAGGGCUGGAGCGGGGACCCCAAGGGGCUGGCGGCCCGGCGGAUCAGCAGCAGUGAGCUGGACCUGCACGGGGAGCACUGUGAAGCGGGGCUCAUGCAGCUCGACGUGCCCCUGCUGAGGGCCCAGAUCAGGGGCUCCCGGCUCCUCGACGCACUGCGCAUGUACCGGCAAGGUUACCCGGAUCACAUGGUCUUCUCGGAGUUCCGGCGGCGCUUCGACGUUCUGGCCCCUCACCUGACCAAGAAACACGGGCGGAAUUACAUCGUCACGGACGAGAAACGGGCUGUGGAGGAGCUCCUGGAAUCGCUGGACCUCGAGAAGAGCAGUUACCACAUGGGCCUGAGCCGGGCGUUUUUCCGGGCAGGGACCCUGGCCAAGCUUGAGGAGCAGCGAGACGAGCAAACGAGCAAGAACAUUGCACUCUUCCAGGCUGCGUGCAGGGGCUUCCUAGCACGCCAGCACUUCAAGAAGAGAAAGAUCCAGGAGCUGGCUAUCCGCUGUGUGCAGAAGAACAUCAAGAAGAACAAGGGGGUGAAGGACUGGCCCUGGUGGAAGCUCUUCACCACCGUGCGGCCCCUCAUCGAGGUGCAGCUGACAGAGGACCAGAUCCGGGGCAAAGACGAGGAGAUCCAGCAGUUGAAGGGCAAGCUCGAGAAGGUGGAGAAAGAGCGCAGCGAGCUGCGGCUAGGGAGCGACCGGCUGGAGAGCAGGGUGGCAGAGCUCACGGCCGAGCUGACGGACGAGCGGCACACGGGGGAGUCGGCCUCCCAGCUGCUGGAUGCGGAGACGGCCGAGCGGCUGCGGGCGGAGAAGGAGAUGAAGGAUCUGCAGGCCAAGUACGAGGUGCUGAAGAAGCAGAUGGAGUCCAUGGAAAUGGAGGUGAUGGAGGCGCGGCUCAUCCGGGCGGCCGAGCUCAACGGGGAGCUCGACGACGAUGACUCAGGCGGCGAGUGGCGGCUGAAGUACGAGCGAGCCGUCCGCGAGGUGGAUUUCACCAAGAAGCGCGUACAGCAGGAGUUCGAGGACAAGCUGGAGGUGGAGCAGCAGAGCAAGAGGCAGCAGGAGAGAAGACUGGCGGAUCUUCAGGCUGACAACGAGGAGUGCCAGCGUGCCCUGCACCAGCUGAAGAAGAAGUGUCAGCGCCUGACGGCAGAGCUGCAGGACACCAAGCUGCACCUGGAGGGGCAGCAGGGGCGCAACCACGAGCUGGAAAAGAAGCAGCGAAGGUUUGACAGCGAGCUCGCUCAGGCUCACGAAGAAGCCCAGCGAGAGAAGCUGCUGCGGGAGAAGCUGAGUCGGGAGAAGGACAUGCUCAUCACAGAGGUCUUCGGCCUCAAGCAGCAGCUGCAGGACAGAGACUCCGACAUCAUGAGCUUCACCCAGAAGGUGGAAGCCCUGGAGGCCGAGCUCCAAGACGUCUCCUCCCAGGAGUCCAAGGAUGAGGCCUCCCUGGCCAAGGUGAAGAAGCAGCUGCGGGACCUAGAGGCGAAGGUCAAGGACCAGGAGGAGGAGCUGGAUGAGCAGGCCGGGACCAUCCAGCUGCUGGAGCAGGCCAAGCUGCGUCUGGAGAUGGAGAUGGAGCGCCUGCGGCAGACCCACUCCAAGGAGGUGGAGAGCCGCGACGAGGAGGUGGAGGAGAUCAGGCAGUCGUGCCAGAAGAAGCUGAAGCAGAUGGAAGUGCAGCUGGAGGAGGAGUACGAGGAUAAGCAGAAGGUGCUGAGAGAGAAACGGGAGCUGGAGAGCAAGCUGUCUGCGGCUAGUGACCAGGUGAGCCAGCGGGACUUUGAGACGGAGAAGCGUCUGCGCAAGGAUCUGAAGAGAACCAAGGCGCUGCUGGCGGAUGCCCAGAUCAUGCUGGAUCACCUGAAAAACAACGCGCCCAGCAAGAGGGAGAUCGCUCAGCUCAGAAAUCAGCUGGAGGAGUCUGAAUUCACCUGCGCAGCGGCAGUCAAGGCCCGCAAGUCCAUGGAGGUGGAAAUCGAGGAUCUUCACCUGCAGAUCGAGGACAUCUCCAAAGCCAAGGCAGCCCUGGAGGAGCAGCUGAGCCGGCUGCAGCGGGAAAAGAACGAGGUGCAGAGCCGCCUGGAGGAGGACCAGGAGGACAUGAAUGAACUGAUGAAGAAGCACAAAGCAUCAGUGGCCCAGGCCUCCCGGGAUCUGGCCCAGAUAAACGACCUCCAGUCCCAGCUGGAAGACGCCAACAAAGAGAAGCAGGAGCUGCAGGAGAAGCUACAAGGGCUGCAGAGCCAGCUGGAGUUCCUCGAGCAGUCCAUGGUGGACAAGUCUCUAGUCAGCCGGCAGGAAGCCAAGAUCCGGGAGCUGGAGACGCGGUUAGAGUUCGAGAGGACCCAAGUCAAACGCCUGGAGAGCCUGGCCAGCCGCCUGAAGGAGAACAUGGAGAAGCUGACGGAGGAGCGGGACCAGCGUGCAGCCGCUGAGAACCGGGAGAAGGAGCAGAACAAGCGGCUGCAGCGCCAGCUGCGGGACACCAAGGAGGAGAUGGGCGAGCUGGCCAAGAAGGAAACUGAGGCCAGCCGCAAGAAGCAUGAGCUGGAAAUGGACCUGGAGAGCCUGGAGGCCGCCAACCAAAGCCUGCAGUCAGACCUGAAGCUGGCGUUCAAGCGGAUCGGGGACCUGCAGGCUGCCAUCGAGGACGAGAUGGAGAGCGAUGACAACGAGGACCUCAUCAACAGUUUGCAGGACGUGGUGACAAAGUAUCAGAAAAGAAAGAAUAAACUCGAGGGUGACUCCGAUGUGGACUCGGAGCUGGAGGACCGCGUGGAUGGAGUGAAAUCGUGGCUGUCCAGGAACAAAGGCUCCUCCAAAGCAGUCUCCGAUGACGGCAGCUGGAAGAGCUCCAGGUCGGCCCUGAACUUAGCCCCCAAGGAGAGGAAGGAAGGCAGAGAGGCCGAGGAGCGGCCGGUCUCUGUCAUGAGCUCCCUGAGCUACAGGAAACGCCUCAACGUGAAGGACUCUAUUGGCGGCCAGGGGGACGAGGAGACUCUCUUCUCCACCCUGAGCGAGCGGCCGGCCUCCCCAGACAGGUCUUUCCGCAAGGCCAAGCACAGCUCGGCGGCCAGCAGCCAGGAGGAGACCGGCUCCAUCUGCUCAUGGAAGAAAUCCCCAGGCAGCGAGGACCCUGAAAACAGGGGCUCUGUCAUCUCCCAAGCCUUCUCGGAGGCCAGCAGCAGAGCCCGGACGGGGCUGGAGAAGAGGUGGUCUGUCACCACAGCUGACUUUGACCAGGCCUCUGCCCUGUCUGCCCCGGCCAGCCGGGCUGCCUCCUCCCGGCGCGGGCUGGAGGGUGACGAGGCUGACGCUAGGUCUACACUGAGCUUCACGCUGUCAAGCCCGGACAGCUUGCGGCGCAGCACGUCCCGGCUCAGCGAGCCGCUGGCUGGCGUCUCCAGUGCCCUCAGCCCCCCACUGAGCCACCGGGCAGAGCUGGGGCUGGAGACCUCGACCCUGGGCAGCCGGCUUGACUCCCGGCUCUCCCUGAGCAGGAGCCGGCUGGAUGAGUUGGAUGACUUGUCUAGUGUGGCUCUGAGCGACACCCGCUCCCUGUACAGCCAGCACUCGCUUGGGCGCAGCUUCUCCGUGCCCCCCCGGCCCAGGACCUCCGCCUCCGAUGAGGUGCAGCCGGAGGUCUCAGACAUCCGGCCCGUCAGCCACCGCUCCUACCUGGACCCUGACCUGGAGGCUGCCAUCAAUGAGGUCCUCAGCUACAAGCCCAUCAAGUUCAAGCGCUCCAGCUUGGACCCAGACUCGGAGGAGGAGGACAAGAGGAGCGUGCGGAGCGCCAGGAGCGCCACCCGGCCGGAGAGCUCGGAGCACUCCUUCAGCAGCCUGCGCCGGUCCGCCUCUGCCUUGGACUGCUCCCGGCCUCACGGCAGCAAGGGCCGGAGGAACAGCAGCAGCUCCGAAGAUGAUUCCUCGGAGGAGGAGCGCAGGAAGAGCGCCAGGAAGCAUGCCAAGAAGAAGUCCAAGAAGAAGAAGAAGCUGCCUUCAGAUUCGGAGUCCUCCUCGGACUCCUCGUCCAGCUCCUACCACAGCAGCUCCAGCGUCAAGAAGGGCCCCAAGAAGAAGAGCCCAGCCUCCGAAGGGGAGGGAGCCGCGGAGGGGCGGGAUGCAGAGAAAUCAGGCAAGCGCCUGAGGAAGGAGGAGAAGAAGCGGAAGAAGCAGGUGGACAGCCUGAUGAUGAAAUACCUCUACCGGCCCGAGAGCGACUAAGGCACCCCCCCGGCUACCGCCGACAGUUAGCCUGCGACAAAUCGGAGGAGGAGCGAGCCCCUUUGGAAAGCACGCACAGGUCCAGGUACUCCUCCAGGAGCCACCUGAGUGACAGCGACACAGAGAGCAAGCCAGCGGA